CCCGACUUAAUAGGGAUGCUGUGCGCAAGCGCCAUCUGCACCUUGCGUGGUCCAAGAGGCUGUGAUGUCAGGGAGACGAUGUGCGCAGGCGCAGUAAACCUUCCGGCGGGCUCUGGGAGGACCUCCCGCCUGGCUCCGCUGCGGAGGACCGGAGGCAGCGGGGGUUACAGUGUGGUUACAAACACAUAUCCGGUUGGCCUCAGCGGCAGAUCCUAUUUGCAAACGGUUGACCUGCGAGAGUGGAUUUCGUCCCGAAGACACCUGCAGAGAGCCACAAUGGAAAAGUCCUGGAUGCUGUGGAACUUUGUUGAAAGAUGGCUGGUAGCUUUGGCUUCCUGGUCUUGGGCUCUCUGCCGCAUUUCGCUUUUAUCUUUAAUAGUGACCUUUCACCUGUAUGGAGGCAUUGUCUUACUUCUGUUAAUAUUCAUAUCAAUAGCAGGUAUUCUGUAUAAAUUCCAGGAUGUAUUGCUUUACUUCCCAGAACAGCCAUCUUCUUCGCGCCUUUAUGUUCCCAUGCCCACUGGUAUUCCACAUGAAAACAUUUUCAUCAGAACCAAAGAUGGAGUGCGUCUGAAUCUUAUUUUGAUAAGAUACACUGGAGACAGCUCACCCUAUUCCCCGACUAUAAUUUAUUUUCACGGGAAUGCAGGCAACAUAGGCCACAGGUUGCCGAAUGCCUUGCUUAUGUUGGUUAACCUCAAGGUUAAUCUGCUGCUGGUCGACUAUCGAGGCUACGGAAAAAGUGAAGGGGAAGCAAGUGAAGAAGGACUCUACCUUGAUUCUGAGGCUGUGCUGGACUAUGUGAUGACCAGACCCGACCUUGACAAAACAAAAAUUUUCCUUUUUGGCCGUUCCUUGGGAGGAGCAGUAGCUAUUCAUUUGGCUUCAGAGAAUUCACAUAGGAUUUCAGCCAUUAUGGUUGAGAACACAUUUUUAAGCAUACCGCAUAUGGCCAGCACUUUAUUUUCAUUCUUUCCAAUGCGUUACCUUCCUUUAUGGUGCUACAAAAAUAAGUUCUUGUCCUACAGAAAAAUCUCUCAGUGCAGAAUGCCUUCUCUCUUCAUCUCCGGACUCUCCGACCAGUUAAUCCCACCAGUAAUGAUGAAGCAGCUCUAUGAGCUGUCCCCGUCUCGGACUAAGAGAUUAGCCAUUUUUCCCGACGGGACGCAUAACGAUACGUGGCAGUGUCAGGGGUACUUCACGGCCCUCGAACAGUUCAUCAGAGACGUAAUGAAGAGUCCUUCUGAGGAGAUGGCCAAAGCGUCAUCCAACGUGACAAUUAUAUGAUGCUUUUCCUUUUCAUUAAUGCACUGUAUUUUAAUUUGUGCAGAAUGAUAAAAAAAAUACUCCUUUCUAGAAGUGUGUUAUGUCUGUACUUGUCUGAAGAGUGACAUUAAACUUUGAAAGGACUUCAGUGCUCCUUUAAAAUGAUCCAAAUAGUUUUUUACAUUUGAAAAACUAUCAUUAUUGGGAUUACUUCAUACAUUUUCAUCAACCUUUUCAGUGUGGUUGUGUAUCCAUAUCUUUAGUUUAAUAUGCUAUUAUAGCAUAUUCAAAAGUUUCUUGUUGCUCAAGAUGUACGUGUAAUCCGUGUGACACUUAGAUUAAUGACUAAGUGUGGAAGGAGACAUGUAAACGAGAAACCUUUGGGUAUUAUUCCUUUAGUAAAUAUUGGGACAAUCAUGGUAGGCAAACUUCAUUCUGUAAUUGCAUUUUUCACCUUAAAAAUUAAAAUGAAAUGCAUGGUGGUAUUUUAUUCUUUGACUUAUGCAAUGCACUGUUUUUAAUGUAAAUAGUACUGAUCAUAUACCAGUGUAUAUGGUAACCUGGGUUACAUCUAUUUUUAUGUAAACUCUAUUUUGUUUUUAGCCAGAAAUGAAAUUGAGGCCUGUGUGCAGGUCACUGUUGACUUUUGCUCUGCUGAAUCCUGAGAUCCAGCCUUUUCUUCAAAAUAAAUGGGACCCCCUUUUCCAGUGUAAAUGUACCAUGUUUUGUUCGGUACAGUCUGGAUCAUGGCAUGUAAAAACAGAAAUUGAGACUUUUACUGCAGCUUUGAUGUGCAUAUUUGAACUUUUUAACAUUUGUAUCAAUAAUUUUGGUGGCAAAAAGAAUUUUAGCUUCUGUCAGUUUUGUAAGUCUACAGCUAAACCACUAAUAGCAGUCAUAAUGAAGAUCAGAACCUGUUUAAGAAUCAAUUAGAAAGUCUUAUUACAUUAUUGUACAUACUGUUUUACAGAAAUUCCUACAUUUGCCUUUUUAAAUCCAAAUAUCUAGGUGGAUCUAUCCCACUGAAGCCAAGGUAGCAUUUAUUGGACUUUCUGAAAAUAGAAGUGACAAAAACUAAAUUAAAUGAAAAUUAUAUUCUUCAGCUUAAUGUUUCAAUUAUAAAAUAGAGGAGCUGCAUCAAAAGACAGCUUUAGGAAGUCUUAUUUAUUCAUUUUCUACAUGUGAGAAUGUGUGAGUGAAAGAACUCUAGAGCUUUUUAUCACAGAACCUAUUACUACAUUUAACCAUUAAAUGGCCGUAAGUGAGAAGUAGUAUUUAGACAUAUAGAAGAGUAAGAAAAAUCUUACUUAAAAAAAGAGCCCCUUAAACUUAAAAGAUUUACCUGAAAAAGCAAGCAGUCCUCAAGAAUUAGAGGUAAUUGAGAUGUGUACAUUAUUACGUCAGCUCUAACGUAUGCUGUUUUGAUUAUUUUAGUUGUAUUUAUUGGCUUUGUGCAAGCAGUUCAGGCAGAGAAAGAAUGGGUCAGUAAUCUUGACCUCAGUCAAAAACUCUUUCCGUGAAGACAGGGCUAGAGACACUUGCCAAAUCACAUUCUUGUCUCUCACUUUCUGUCAGUGUUUAGGAAAAAAAAAAAAAUACAGCAAGUGUGAUUUCUCAAGGAUAAUGUUUUCUAUAAAUUGUAAAAAGUCAUGCUUUAAAAAAAAAAAUUGGAAAUGCAUAUCACGGAAGGUGUAUUUUGUAUGUAUAAAUUCACGACAAUUAAAGGCUGCUUUCACCCUGUCAAUCAUUGCUGUGUAGAAUGACUAUCCCAGAUAGUAAUACAUUAAAAAGAAAGAAGACACAAAAAUGUAGUUUAUCUAGACAUGAGCUUACCCAGACUUGUGUCAUUUUUUAGCGUUUACAAAGUGCAUUAUGUUUUCUUGUGAUCAUUUAGUACACUGGGGAGCAAUUUAUCAACUUUAGUUAUAAAUACUAUACUGAUGAAGCAUAAAAAGCUUUUUCUUCAUCAGUGUUUAAUGCUGCUGUUUUUCUUAGUACUUCAGGUUUAUUUGUUUGUUUUUUUUAGCAACCUCCCCACCCCCUUUUUUUGCACCAGGACUUCAGAAGUUGCAUGUAUCCCAUUCCUAUCUUCAUUUUUCUCUUUGGGUUGAGGACCCUUUCUGCAGCAAAGGGGAGAGGUUGUGUCUAGGGCUGUAGUAUUUGAAUCUUUCUUUCCUAGCUUCUUCCUGUAUUUGAGACUAUUUCCUUAGAUGGGAAACAGGUAGAAGACAAACUCCUGUUAUCAGGGGUUCAUGAAGCCCGUGGCAUCAUUUUUUUUUUUUUUUUUUAAACAUCUAAUUUUGUGGCUAAAGCAACUGGUCAAUAAAACAUGAAUUCAUGAGUCACACCUUCAUUUUGGACUCAUCUCUUAGCGGGUAUAGGCUUGUGUCCAUCCUGUUUAUUAAUUUCUGUCUCAUUUAUGCAAGAGCAGCUGUAGGAGUUUUUAACUGUAAUUUGGAAAUCCUAGAGUGAUUUUUAACAUGGAAGAAUGAAAUUCAUUGAGAUCAAAAUCCAUUAUUUUAAAAGGGAUUAUUGGAAGUAAAAUGGCGAAGAGUAUCCUAAAGAAAGAAACUGCAAAAUACAGGAGGAAAUCAUUCCUAACAGAUAGAAGAAUACUGACAAGAUAGGAACAACUGGAAAGGUAAAUGUGACAUAUUGUCCCUAAGGUUAGAUCUAGGAUGUCAUUAGCUGCUGAGGUUGGUGAAAAGGAAGCAGAACAUGUGAAUGCAAGGCAUUUCUAACAGAGAAGGCAGCUGGAGCACCUGUUAACUGUAUCUACCCUAUGUUUUUGCAAAUACUUUGUAAAACUGGUAUUUUCAUUAAAAUGGUAUUCUGAAUUUUGUUAUGGGGCAGCUUAAGUUUAUUUUUUUCGUGACUAGACAGUUGAUAAUAACCUGUGUUCCACCUUUGUGUCACCAGAUUAAUGAUACUGUAAUACUUGCUGAGAAUUCAUGCCACCCGAUGCUUUCAUACUCAUUUCUUACGAGUAGUUUAUAACAUUUGGCUUGAGAUGGGUCUGGGCUUGUUUGGUGGACUUAAUGAAGGCCAUAUUCAAUUUUAUAUAAACUAUCAUGCAAGCCCGGCCAAAGUGUAGUUUUUGAUUGAGUCCCUUCCUUGAGGUUAGGAGUAAAUAUGGUAAGUCUUAAAAAGGGAUGUCACGGACAUCCCUUUUUAAAUUAGGUCGUGAUUGAGAGAGACCCCAAACCUCCACUGACCUUCCCCCUCUCUGUUUUUCUUAAUAUGUUUGACUGCAGUUACAGAGAAAGAAACGUGAAGAGUACUUUUGGAUUAUCCGCUUAAAUUUAUUUUCAUAUCACUCAGGUAAAGUUGUGAAUGACAGAGCACAGACAUCUAUUUUUUAAAUCAGAGUAGAAAAUAAAAAGUACUUCUGUUAACUUAUAUUGCCAUAUAUGCACAUCAUCUUAGCUAAUCAGAAAUAGUGUAUUCAUUUGUGUGGCGAAAUAAAUGCAUUCAUUCUAAUAGUAGUCAACACAUUUUUGCCAGAUGGCGCAAAUAUACCUCCAUUUACAUUUUGUUUCUCAAAAAUGUAGUUUAACAAUAGGACUGUGUUUAAGAGACGCUUUUAUGAGAAGUGUCAUAUAUACGUAUGUGACAGGGAUGAGUGUAUGUUGAACAGUUUCUGUCAGUACACCAUAUGCUGAAAAUUCAAGUUGUUUUCAACCUAUUCAAAUACAUUCAGGAUAAAAUAAUCCAGUUUCAGAAUGUAAAUCAUAUUUUGUUAUUUGCCAUAUUUUAUUUGAAGCCGUAAUAAAAUUUUAUAACUCA
This is a messenger RNA of Dama dama (fallow deer), 5052 nucleotides long. It is a transcript of the gene ABHD13, whose product is annotated as abhydrolase domain containing 13. Gene Ontology annotation, molecular function: palmitoyl-(protein) hydrolase activity. The record is from RefSeq and is a predicted model, not a curated record. The coding region runs from base 16 to 1287 and encodes 423 amino acids. The transcript is spliced from 2 exons. NCBI's taxonomy places the organism in Eukaryota, Metazoa, Chordata, Mammalia, Artiodactyla, Cervidae. Gene Ontology annotation, cellular component: membrane.